AUGUCGUCCUUAUCAAAGCAUUUGAGUCUAUCUAAUUCAAGUCCCAAUGCAAAUCCUUGUCAGUCUUUGAGUGUCUCGUUUAAUCCAAGAACGCAUCGCCAUAAGCGGUCUCAGGCAAUUUCUGGUGAUUUUGAUGGUUUAGGACUCUUCAAUGUUCCUGGAACUGGAAAUGCUAGUGCUGCUGGUGCUGCUGGUGCUGCUGGUGCUGCUGGUGCUGGCGGUGCUGGCGGUGGAGGACUAAUAUCCUCGCCUUUGUGUUCGUAUAUCACCACCACUGCGGCAGUCCAGGUUAUUUCGAUUCCUGAGCCAAAAGAAAAAGCAUUUGAGUUGGCUCACACACCAAUUAAUCUAGAUGACUUGGACCGGCAUUUCCAGUUUGAUAAUAAGGAGGACUUUGUAAAUCACCCAACAGACUCUAAUUUUUCAUUUCCCAAGAGCGAUUGUCAAGAAGGGGAAGAGCAACAACAACAACAACAACAGCAGCAGCAGCAGCAGCAACAACAACAACAACACAAAGGAUUUAUGGGUGUUUAUUCUAGUCAUAUGAACCAAUCAUUGAAGAGCUUGAGCUCGCCGAUACAAUUGCACAACAAAUCAUCACAAUUAUCCCUUAGGCAACAGUGCUCGACUCCUACCCAAAGUGAUGUACCGGAUGCAGUUAUUGAUUUGGACUAUAUCCUAACGGCAAAUUUACACAUUGGAUCUAGUAUGGACGAGCCUCAGAUGUUUAUUCAAGAUGAGUUUUUGGGAUCACCAGCGAUUGCAGAAGAAGAGGAUAUAGAGGAUAGGACUGUUAUGGCAUUAGAUGUUGUUGAUUCGAGUGAAUGUGAUUUACCAUUACAACAACCAACAAACUUUUACUCACUGGCAAAUUCAUCUUCAUCUAGUUUUACCUUUAAUAGUAAUAACCCUACAGCAACACCUACACAACAAAGAUCAGGUGCAAAAGCUAACCGGUAUCAAAUUUUUUACGAUCAAUCGAAUAGGAUAUCAAAUGCAAUGAAGGGUCCAUAUUUUGAAAACGUCGAUAGGCUAGCUACACCUCCCAUGCAUGCACAAACACAAACGCAAACACAAACGCAUUCACAAUCACAAGUACAAAUACAACAGCAACCUAAUUUCCGUAAAAAGUAUUUAAAUCAUUACUCCUCGCUACCUUCACUAAAGAACAAACGAUCAUUCUCCUCGGGUAGGUACCAUGAUUUGAAGAAGGUUUCAUCGCCAACGAAAGAUUUUUAUAAAUCGGCUCAUCUUUCAAUGUCACCAACAAGAUACAGUUCGGAAAUAAAUUUCAACCAUGAUUUUCAAGAGUUGCCCUCGUUGCACCCACCUGUACCUCAAAGCACAACACCCUCUACUUUGGGAACCCAAUCUACAGACGAAUCCAGAAACAAGGUAUAUUCUUCUGCAAGUCCUACUAGCAUCAACUCGGAGAUUUCCUCAAUGGUUAUCGAUGACACCAAGACGAAACGAAAGGAGAAUGAUUUAUCCUCAUCAGUGAUUACAAAUCAAAAUCAAGAGCUAAUACACAAACAACUGGCGGCACCUGCUCUUUUCCACGCUCCACCACAAGGUGAAAACAAUAGAAAUUCACUCAAGAGCGAGUCUACAAUAUCGACUUCAAAUAAGUCAUCAGUGUCAACAGUAUACCCCUCGGCAAUAGAGACUUUACCGCAAUCGCCAAUAUCCAAAUCUGUAUCGCCUAGAAAUAGAAGCAUAAGUCCAAUAAGGGCGUCUUCUUCCCCGCAAACAAGAAGAGCACGGACAAGGAUGGAAACGCAAAUCUUGAAGCAAACACAAAUUCCCAAAUUGAAGAAAGACAUACAAUCAACAGAUUGUCUUCAAACCAAUCCUAAUAAUUCAGGUGUCAUGACACCCUUGUCAGCAUCUACAUCAUCCUCCAUAGCAUUAUCGGCAUCAAUCUCAGAAGAUAAACAAAUCAUUCAAGAUGACAAUUUGUUUGUAAAUACACAGCCCAUAUAUAAAAAAAAGGGCUAUUACCACCACUACCAUAGACGAAGCAAAAGUAUGGUUGAGGAUACUUUUCGAAUCAAGAACAACACGGCUUCUUCUUCUUCUUCUUCUACCACUUCGUCAUCUAGACGUAGCUCAAAGUUUUUUGACUGGCUCAAAAAGAAAUAG
Molecule: messenger RNA, 2142 nt
Organism: Lodderomyces oxycetoniae
Lineage: Eukaryota; Fungi; Ascomycota; Pichiomycetes; Serinales; Debaryomycetaceae
Exons: 1
Coding region: 1-2142 (713 amino acids)
Source: RefSeq, a predicted model, not a curated record